This is a messenger RNA of Otolemur garnettii (small-eared galago), 3223 nucleotides long. It is a transcript of the gene TOLLIP, whose product is annotated as toll interacting protein. Lineage: Eukaryota; Metazoa; Chordata; Mammalia; Primates; Galagidae. Gene Ontology annotation, molecular function: ubiquitin binding; ubiquitin conjugating enzyme binding. Gene Ontology annotation, cellular component: cytoplasm. Gene Ontology annotation, biological process: ubiquitin-dependent protein catabolic process. The transcript has 6 exons. The record is from RefSeq and is a predicted model, not a curated record. The coding region runs from base 74 to 901 and encodes 275 amino acids.
GUUCCAGCCGGGCGCGAGAGCGCGUCUGUCUCUGCUCUCUGGGUCGGCGAGGCGCAGGGGCCGCCGCAGCACCAUGGCGACCACCGUCAGCACGCAGCGCGGGCCGGUGUACAUCGGCGAGCUCCCGCAGGACUUUCUGCGCAUCACGCCCACUAGGCAGCAGCAGCAGGUUCAGCUAGAUGCCCGGACAGCCCAACAGCUGCAGUAUGGAGGGGCAGUUGGUGCUGUGGGCCGCCUCAACGUCACCGUGGUACAGGCAAAGUUGGCAAAGAACUAUGGCAUGACCCGCAUGGACCCCUAUUGCCGCUUACGCCUGGGCUACGCAGUGUACGAGACACCCACAGCCCACAAUGGUGCCAAGAACCCACGCUGGAACAAAGUCAUCCACUGUACUGUGCCCCCAGGCGUGGACUCCUUUUAUCUCGAGAUCUUUGAUGAGCGAGCCUUCUCCAUGGACGACCGCAUUGCCUGGACCCACAUCACCAUCCCUGAGUCCCUGAAGCAGGAGGGCGCAGUGGAGGACAAGUGGCACUGCCUGAGUGGGCGGCAGGGCGAUGACAAGGAAGGCAUGAUCAACUUGGUCAUGUCCUACUCGCUGUUGCCAGCCGCCAUGGUGAUGCCACCUCAGCCGGUGGUGCUGAUGCCGACUGUGUACCAGCAGGGCGUCGGCUAUGUGCCCAUCGCAGGGAUGCCUGCCGUUUGCAGCCCCGGCAUGAUGCCUGUAGCCGUGCCACCGCCAGCCAUGAGUGCCCAGCCUCGCUGCAGCGAGGAAGAUCUGAAAGCCAUCCAGGACAUGUUUCCCAACAUGGACAGGGAGGUUAUCCGCUCUGUGCUGGAAGCCCAGAGAGGGAACAAGGACGCUGCCAUCAACUCCCUGCUCCAGAUGGGUGAGGAUUCGUAGGCCCACCCUGCACUGCCCGGCCCCCUGGACCUGCCACCCGUGGGUUCCCAGGAAGCUCUGUCCCAACAAGACUCCUGUGAAAAGCCCCUAUGGCCCUUGGACCUCUGUGUCACCCUGUCCACACCUGCUUUGGGGCGCAUGUGGGUUUCAUGCUCUCUGUUGGUCCUGGAGGGCAAGUCCCACCUGGUCUGGUGUGGGGGGUGGGCCCGUUGCUGGAGCUCACUCCCCUGUUGCGUGGGGCUGGUGUCUUCCCUCUUGCUGUUCUGGAAAACACUCUUGUAGAAAGCGACUGCUGUCAGGGAUUGUUGGACACCCUUCAGAUCAGUUAUUUGACUUAGGACAGACUUACUAAUUUUAAGGCACACAGAAUCCAUUCACAGUGAUUUGUGGGUUAUUUUUGGAACUGCCAAGCUGAAACUCACAUCCUUCCCCAGUGCCCUGUCUGCUUGCCCACCCUUUGUCUGGUCCUUAUGAGCUGAGCCGGGGAUGUCUCUUGCCUCCUGCUGCAUCACUGUCCUGCUGCCACCCAUGUGAGGGCACAGCGAGGCCACCCCGGCAUGUGGAAGGAGCAAUGUGGUAUCCACUCCUGCCUGUCCCCCUGCCCUGUGCCUGUGGCCUGCACGUCCUGCCACGGCUGUUCCUCAAGAGUCUGUAGCAGAGCUCAGGUGAGGGCGGGAUCACAGGUGUAGCCCUGUGCCUGCUCAGAGGGUCCGGGCUCUGCUGGCGCCUGUGCUGCAGAUGGGUUUGGGGAGGAGUGGAAGUCUGGCAGAUGUAAUGUUCAGGCUGGAGGUGCCCACAGCUCUGCUCUGGCAGUCACCAUGUGGAACAUUCUGAGUUGUAGGACAGAUCGAGGAUGCCUAGUUGUGGAAAUCAGGGACUUCGGAAGUUUCUCAGGAGUGAUGCACUUUAAAUAACAUAAUUGAGCAUACCUGUCGCACAUCUGUAAUGUCCAUGGUUUUGCAUUAAAUCACAGUUGCUGGUCUUUCAAGUGUCUGGUCCCAGCCUGUGGACAGGAAGGAUGUGGAAGGAGGAGUUAGUACCAGGGGUCAGUCCUUUUCCCUCUAAAAUUAGUUAAAUUUCAGUGUCAGCUAGAAGACAUGGCUUUCUGCAACCUGUUGGGGAAGUUUUUUGUCAAACAUAUAUUGAUAAAUAGUUAUUUCUGUAAUCCUGAAGGAGGGUAUGGGGGCUGCUCAGUGCUCCCCCUGGUAGUGGGUCCUCCAGGAUGCUGGUCUGGUGGGAGCAAGGAUGGUGCAGCUUCUGCUCGGCAGCCUGAGCCACUCGCUUCAACAGAAUGGGUCACUGGGUCCUCCACCUCAUGCUCAGGUCUGUGCCACACGCACAUGUCCUCCUGGGGGUAGGAUGCAUCAGGAUGCUGUUGGGAUACUUGUUAGUGAUGUUAAUGGGGCUGACGCAGGAUGGAACUCAGGCCUAUGCCUCUGGGCCUCCUCUUGCCAGGGGUGUUGGUGUCUUGGUUCCCAGGUAUGGCCAGGAGUGCAGUUUCUGCCUUAAUGAUGCUGUCCCAGGGCACAUGGCCUCUUCUCUUGCCAGGGAGAGUGACAGUUUAAGGUGAUUCACACUUACUGCCAUCUCCUGUCUUUCUUUUUCACGAACAGUUUAUUUUUUUAAUAGAUGAAAGAAGGGUCACAUUUAUAAGGCCCUUAGUUAAAUAAGAUGAUUUUUUCCCUCAUUUUAUGCUCCAUUUUCCUGUUUGGAGGUCACUGAGGACAGUGAGGAGGGGCUCCUGGCACAUGUAGGCCCUUCUAGGGCAGCACUGUCUUGCCUUGUCGCUGCCGUGUCUGGUGUGGGCCAAAGGCCACCACGCUUAGGGAGGCCACAGCUCUCUGGGGCCUGAGCAUAGACAGUCCUAGUAUCCAGGGGCCGGGCCUGCUCCUGGGCUUGAAGAUCCCAGUGGUCAGCAGGCCUCACGAUAGUGGCCAGUGAUAGCAAUUUGGCCCAGCCAUUUCUGCUUUCUGCUGCUCAGUGGGUGCUGGUGGGAGUUGAGCCCAAAGUGCACCUGGGGUUUGAGUAGCCACUGGCUUCAGUCCAUCUGGGCCAGCUGGUGACAUUGGAGUAAGUGGUAGAGGAAAGUCAUUCCCACGUCGUCCUCACGGUGCCUGGAGGUGCUGCGUCCUCCAUUGGCUGAACCAUGCUGCUCUGCGGUGUUGGCAGGAGUGACUCAGAACUUGGGGUUUCUGAUUUUUUUCUUGGGGUCUAGCAUCCAGAUUUUUUCCUGAUUGUAAAGUAUAUUUUUACUUUUUAGCCUUCUAAUUUAAUAAAUGAUCCAUAUAAAAUUAGAGAAAUAAAGUCCUUUAAGGGGAAGUU